GGGGGGAGGGGGGGGCGCAGGUAAUUUGAUAGAAGUUCAUUUUGACUUAAAGCCUUUUUAACCUUGUACGGACAAAAAAGUCACUUUCCAAACCUGCAAGAUUUAUAUAUCAGUCUUACAUGACAGAAUUUGGGAGACCAUGGAACAGUGCCUGUGUUUUUAAUUAUGUUUCUGGAGGUCAUUUCUUUAUCAUCAGUAGUAGUAGUAGUAGUAGUAUUAAUGUGACAUGUACUGAUGACUUCUUGGCCAGGUCACCCUUGAAAAAGAGACCUCGAUCUCAAUGGGUUCUUACCUGUUCAAAUAAAGGUUACAUAAAAAUAACAAUAAUAAUAAUGUAUCCUGUUAAGAUGCCAUUAAUUGGUUAAAUACAUACCUGCAGUAAUGAAGGAGAGGGCGAUGGAAGCCGACAGGUUAUUCAGGAGAGGCUGACUGCAGUAUCUGGAUGAUUUGGGACUUUAAAACAAACAGACGCCAUUGUUAAGAAGACCAUAUCCCCUCUCACCUAAAUGACCCAUGAGCUCUUUGGCUCAGAGCCAUCACCUGUGUUCUAGUUACCUUCUUAUUACAUAGAGCUGAGGGACCAGGACCAGCGCCGUGACGACUGCAUUCACGAUUUGACUGCAAAUGGGAAAAGAAAAUGUAAAUCAAUAAAAAUUUGACCAAAAAAACAAAUGAACAUAUACUAACUUACAAUUUCAACCUCUUGCUCCUUGGUAUCUGUCUGCUGCUGUGAUAAGCCAGGUAGAUUAACAUGUAGAGGAACAUGGAUGUUCAGGAUGAAACACUGACCCUGAUGGCUGGACGUGUUUCACUGCCUGCAGCUCCACACGCGAGCAGGAGGAAGGAUAGAGUUUCAUGCUGCACAUGCACACAGACCUGUGUAUUGUGUUACCUGAACACUUGCACAUUAAAGUAUGAGAAGUAGGUUGUUAUAUUUUGUGUAUGUUUGUUCAAGCUCACAUUUGAAGAUUUCAGGAGAGUCUUCUGUGAAGGUAAUUACUGAAACAGGAACAAAACAGUUUCCUCUUUUUUAAUGUGUAUAAAGUUCUGUUACGCCCUCCAGCAGUCUUCCUUCACAUGUGUCCAAAUAGCAACAUAUCACCUCUGCUCGACAUUGGCAAAAUACAAAAUCCCUCCCAUUCACUUCAAGUCUGAUCAUUCCUGUAACUCCUGCUGUAGAGUCUCCCAGAGAGUCAAACAAACAUCCAAAAUGCCAGUGGACUAUAGUGGGACGUGGGACAUGGUCAGCAAUGUCAACUUUGACGGAUACAUGAUUUCACUCGGUAUGUGACACAGCUUCUUUUAAUGACCAUAGACGCUUAGAUAUGAGUGUUUUGGUUGUGGUAUAAGGGAAAAUGAAUAUGUACAUUUGACAGGAUUUGUGAUUUUGUAUUAUGUAAAAUGUAAAGAGAGUUAUUUGUCCUCUGAAAAUAAGACUUAAUAUGAUCUGUAUUCAGUGAACAAUGCUGGACAUGGUUGAGAUACAUAUUUCACAUGAAUUUGACUUUCUUUUUACUCUGACAUACAGGCAUUGAUUUUGCAACACGUAAGGUUGCGUCUUUGUUGAAGCCCCAGAAAGUGAUUACCCAAGAUGGAGACAGUUUCACAAUCAAGACAUUCACGACUUUCAAAAAUUAUGAGUGCUCUUUCAAAACUGGAGAAGAGUUCGUGGAAGUGACAAAAGGAAUGGACAACAGAUCAUGCCAGGUAAAAACUUUGUAGGUUAUUGUCGCAACAAAGAUAUCCAAAAUAUCUCUGGACAUCAGUCGGUUGUGUUUUGUGGGGCUGCGCAGUUAUUAGGAGCUCUUUUCACAUCUGCUCUUGUUUUUUGGUUGAAGACUGUGGUGAACUGGAAGGAUGAUAAGCUGGUGUGUGUUCAGAGAGGAGUGAAGAAGAACCGAGGAUGGGCUCACUGGAUUGAAGGAGAUGAGCUUCAUCUGGUAAGUGAUUGUCAAUGACCCACCUUACACACUAAUGCAGUUCCCACUGAGCAUUUUUUGGUCUAAAAGAGGUCUAAUAGACGUCUAAAUGUAGUCUAGACGACUGAUCUAAAAUCAGGCUACCACAGGUCUAAAAAUUCAAGUUUUUUAGACAUCUUAAUUGAGCCCAAGUUUAGACUAAAUCUAAAUAUGGGCUAUAUCGUUACUAUACUGUAUAUUGCUCAACGACCUUUAAUCAUUUUAGUUAAGUACUUGGAGAUCAGUUAUGCAACUCACAGUUGCUUUUUGAAAUAAAUAGUUAUCGAAUAAUGGGUUAAAGUGCAACGUCUAAAUUCCGUCUAAAGAUACGGUUAAAAUUAGGUCUAAAAAAUAAACUUAAUGUCUUAUAGCUGUCUAUUGCUCAGUUAUGUAACAGUCACUUUUCAUUUUAUAUAUUUUUGGUCACAACAUUUUACAACCUCCUGUUUUCUCUCACCAGGAACUCACUUGUGAAGAUCAAGUCUGCAAGCAAAUCUAUAAAAGGACUCUGUAGUCUCUAUUGUCAGGUUCAGUGGGGGCCUUAAAGUAGCUUCAUGACAAGAGCUAAGACCAACCAUUGUUUAUUUUCUAUACUUAAUGAAAUGCAUGUAAUGUCACUGUGAUUUUCAUGAUUAAAUACUGUCUUUAGAGAGCAGGGGCAAGUCAAUGCUUACUUACCAAAUGAGGGAAAUCAAAUACGGGGCAAAAAAAGCCUGGUGUUGCAAGACCAGAGGUGAUGACAGGAAAAGAAAAGCAGGCUGAUGGGUCUUGAAGCGCCGAGUGAAAGGAAUACAUGAUCACAGAGAUAAUGUUCAAAAUUGUUAUUUCAGUGACUGUAUUAUAAAAAAAAUAUCUUCUGAGGCAUCUUGCUUUUCAAGGAACAAAUAAAACUGGCAGAAGUAAA
Messenger RNA from Xyrichtys novacula (pearly razorfish), 2862 nucleotides. NCBI's taxonomy places the organism in Eukaryota, Metazoa, Chordata, Actinopteri, Labriformes, Labridae. The record is from the annotation of a GenBank genome assembly.